This is a messenger RNA of Rhinichthys klamathensis goyatoka, 1129 nucleotides long. It is a transcript of the gene ccdc43, whose product is annotated as coiled-coil domain containing 43. The record is from RefSeq and is a predicted model, not a curated record. The transcript is spliced from 5 exons. NCBI's taxonomy places the organism in Eukaryota, Metazoa, Chordata, Actinopteri, Cypriniformes, Leuciscidae. Bases 37 to 672 code for a protein of 211 amino acids.
CAUCCCUCCUCACUACCAGGACCCCAGCCAGGCAGGAUGGCGGCGCCCAAACAAAUCGCCGGGGAGUUUGAAAACUGGUUGAACGAGCGGUUAGACUCCCUUGAAGUAGACCGAGAAGUUUACGGAGCAUAUAUUCUCGGAGUGCUUCAGGAAGAGGAAAAUGAUGAAGAGCAGAAGGAUGCUCUUCAGGGCAUUCUCUCCGCUUUUCUGGAAGAAGACACACUUGAGGAGGUUUGCCAGCAGAUCCUAAAACAGUGGACUGAGUGUAGCAUCAGAUCUGCAGCGAAGAAUCAGGCAGAGGAUGAGGUUCAGGCCAUUGCCAGUCUGAUAGAGAAGCAGGCACAGAUUGUAGUCAAACAGAAGGUGUCGUCAGAGGCAUCCAAGAAGGGGAAAGAGGCUCUACUGGCUCAGUAUGCUAAUGUAACAGAUGAGGAAGAUGAAGAUGAGGAGGAACAAGUCGUGAUGGGAAUACCCAUUGAAAAAUCCCUGUUCAAAAACACCAAUGUCGAGGAUGUUUUAAACCGCCGCAAACAGCAGCGUGACGAAGCCAGAGAGGACGCACAGAAGAAGAAAGAACAGGACAAGAUGCAACGCGAGAAAGACAAGCUGGUCAAGCAGGAGCGCAAGGACAAAGAGAAGAAACGCACUCAGAAGGGAGAGCGCAAGAGAUAGAGAGGAAAUAGAAAAACUUUUGCAGACUAUAAUGCCAAGGUCAUUUACCUAGAAGAGAAAAAACAUUGAGACCUCAGCAGACACUGUCCCAACUAACAAUGUAUGCAUCCAUAUCUGAUUUUGGGUCUGAUAUUGUUUAUUGAAAGAUAAUGUUAGGGCUAAUGAGCUGUUUUCUUGGUUUGUACAAAACUAAUCGCAAACUAAGUGAGAAUUGUAUCGUUACCCAUUCAUUUAUUACAGGUGCUGGCUGCUGUGCUACUUAUUUAAGGGUAAAUUGCACAAAACUGUCAAAAACAUGUUCAGGUCACAUUUUAACCCUAUAAUCUACUAGAUUUGACUAAUUUGUUCCAUCUUUCUAAAGGGUUAGUUCACCCAAAAAUUUAAAUUCUGUCAUCAAUUACUCACCCUUCAUGUCGUUCCAAACCCGUAAGACUUUCGUUCAUAUUUGGAACACAAA